Hippoglossus stenolepis (Pacific halibut) is the source of this 2931-nucleotide messenger RNA. RefSeq lists its product as uncharacterized. The record is from RefSeq and is a predicted model, not a curated record. The transcript is spliced from 3 exons. Lineage: Eukaryota; Metazoa; Chordata; Actinopteri; Pleuronectiformes; Pleuronectidae. The coding region runs from base 208 to 2808 and encodes 866 amino acids.
CUAACCUUCACAGACAGCUCCAGGAAGUGGGUAACCAGAGAGCAGGUGACCAGCGUUGCCUCCAAUCAGACUCAACCAGCAGCAGAGCAGCAGAGCUCCUCAACACCUCCUUUGUUUGACGAGUAAAACACAUGGAUCCACAAUACUUCUGUGACUAAUAUUAACAUCUGUUGAGGGUCAUAUAAAACCCGGGAGGAAGUGUCAACCAUGUCUGGAAAUCUUGCCCCUCGCUCAAGACAUGUGUCUUCUUCACUGUCGCUCUGUGCAGCCGUCAUGUUGUUUAUCGUGUGUUCGGAUGCUGCAAGAGCCUCAGCCCGUCCCAUAUCAUCACAAGCAAAUAGUGGAGUGAGGCAAAACAUCCUGAGCUCACUGUUUCCCUCAAACGACCAACACCAUCCCCUCUCCACUGGUCGGCUGUCACCUGAAACUGGAACUAGUAGUGGAACUGAGAUGAGCAGGAAAUCUGGAGAAGCUCUAUCAAUCGCCAACCAUCAAUCAAACCCUCCGUGGUAUACAGGAGGCUUCUUUAGUUACAAUCCAAACAGCCCGGACCGGAGACAACAGAGCCGAGGAGGAAUAAUCAGAGCGCAGAGGGGUCACGGCUCAGGUGGAGUGAGGCCGGCGAGCGAGGGUUUCAUCAGUCACCCUGAGCAGAGAGGACAGAGCGCAGAGAGGCCACAAUCCAGAUUACAUUACCAACCGCUCUCUCAGAAAGAAAUGCAAAGUGGAAAUUCGUAUAACUCAAACCCAUCAAUUGUUAGAGUAUCAUCUCAAAAUCUAAUUUGGCAUUCAAAAGAUGCUCCGAAGUCUUACAAUGAAGUAAAAGUUCCCGGAAACGAGGAAAUAUCUUGGGUGUCACAGCCCGGUAUAUAUUGGAGUAAUUCACUGUCAACUCCGAGAGGCCAUCGCGGCGGCUAUAAAGAGACGAAUGAGCUGUCUGCGGUCGGAGUGCAGAGCACAUCCAACGGGAUUCAACCAAGUAAAUUUUUCGGCCCUGCAAGUCAAACCGCCUCUCGUGCACCGUCAGCCGGCAACGCCUUGGACACAUCUGCUUUUAGAAGCAACCCCAGGACAGAAAAAGUGGCCCAGAUGCCGUCCGUCACAGAUUUCUCCCUGCGGCUGAACUCGAUGACCAGCGGCGAUACGUCAAGACCCAAAAUGGUGCAGUCGUAUCUCUUCAAGGACUCCCAGGCCUCAUCUAUGGUAACAGGUGAUGAGCAACAAGCCAUGGCAACGAUGCCACAGAAGCAGAGGGACUACGACGCUCAAGUUCACGGCAGAUUUGCUUCGAAUUUUGUAAAGUUACGCAGAAACGAUCCGAAAGAGGAAGAUAAUGCCAAUCCGCUGCAUCUAGACAAGAACGUGGCUCAGGACAGGGCUCAGAGCCACAGUUUUAGGAAAUAUCAACCCGUCUCCAUCACGUAUCCUCCUGCUCAACCCUCUCUGCAACCCACCUCAGGCAAUGACAGGACUCUGGAGAAGUUUAUCCCGGUUCCUUUCGCUGCUUCCCAGGAUAACUAUGCCACAAGCAGAGAGAAGUAUCCUGCAGGAAGCUCGGUGUUAACUGCAAGAGGGUCUGCACAUGGUUACGAACCAAAUAGAUCCACAAAAAGCAUCUAUGGCCUGAGAGGGUUUAAAAAUCUGAGGUCCAACUCUGGGCGAUACAGCUUCGACAAAGGAAAGGUGUAUAAUAAAUAUCCCUCUUUGUCCUCAGGUCGAAUCCAAGCCGUUUCUCCUCCAAGCCCGUUCACAUCAGGUCUUAAAGACGUCCAACCUCUGCUGCCUGAAAGUGACGCCAGUCCGGACAAGAACCCAGAUCCCACACAGGUCACAAGCCAAGUAAUGUCUGGUUUUACCGCUCGACCACUUGAGGGAGCCAAACCUCCAGUUAGAGAACCAGACAGGCCUGCCAUGAGCUGGCGAGGUGUAGAAAUUGUGAGCUCGCAGACCUGGCAACACAAAAGCAGCAGGGUUAACACAUGGAAGAAUGAUACAGGUGAUUUGGAGGCAGAGAGCAACAGUAUAUCAACACAAAGGCAAAAAGAACAGAGCAGCGAAGAUAUCAAACGUAAAUACGAGCACAGCAGAUUUACACCAGACAAAUACAAAAAGAAACACAGCAUCUACACUUUUAUGGGGUUUCAGUCCCUUCAAGGCAGAGUUGGAAGGGUACACUGGAAUUACACGACUGCGGCACCACCAACUAGCAUAGUUUCCUCAUCUCACCUCCGAUCAGGCCUCCACCUUGAAUCCAGCCCAACAACAGAGCCCAGAACGCAUGACAAAACCAAACCUGUUGCGACGAGGGCGAGGCAGUUCUACAGAAGCCCCAGCAGAAUGGUGAUCGGGAAACGUGUGCGAGCAAAACCCGACGAGAGCCAAAAGCUCAGCGGAUCUUCUUUUCCCGCCAACGAUACUGUGGACAUAGCCAUCGUCAGGCUGCCCAAGCUCCCUGCCAAGGUCAAAGCCCUCACGUUCUAUGAUAUUAUAUUAUAUAUUCUUGGAAUCGUCUCAUUCGGAGGUGAGACCAGGCCGGAGGAAGGCCUGAGUUCCUGGACCUCUGACGACAGAGUGCAGAGCGGGAAGAACACGAGCGGAGGUGCCAAAGAUGAGGUGGAAGAUUUCAGCAGAAUUAAGGAAAAGACACCGGGGUUUCAAAGCCGAGCGUUUGAAGGUGGAAUGCAAACAUUAGAUGUUUUUCUGGAUAACGAAGGAAGUGGAAGCGGGGCCUUUGAUGUGUUUGAUGUUUUGUCUGCUGACCGCCCACAGAGUCAGAGCCUCAGUGAAGAUUUGUUAGAGUUUGACUAGAGAUUAUCUACGAACAGCGACGGGGGAACAUCUCAUUCAAGUCAAUGAAACUGUCCUGACCUGAGAAAUGAUGGAAAAGUGUUGAAAUGUGAUCGACAGUUCAAAUAAAAGCUGGAAAUGUCA